Tetrahymena thermophila SB210 is the source of this 2763-nucleotide messenger RNA. Its product is annotated as CHY zinc finger protein. The transcript has 3 exons. Gene Ontology annotation, molecular function: ubiquitin protein ligase activity; zinc ion binding. NCBI's taxonomy places the organism in Eukaryota, Ciliophora, Oligohymenophorea, Hymenostomatida, Tetrahymenidae. The record is from RefSeq and is a predicted model, not a curated record. Gene Ontology annotation, cellular component: nucleus. Gene Ontology annotation, biological process: ubiquitin-dependent protein catabolic process; protein ubiquitination.
AUGGAAGACGAUAUCAGUGAUUCAGACAGAGCUUAAUAGUAAGCUUAAAAUAAAAAUAAAAAAUAGGUUGGUAAAAGCUAUGAGGGUAACAAAGGUUAAAAGAAUAAUAAUAGUAAUAAUAAUAACAACAAUCGCCAACAAAAUCAAAAUAAACAAGGCCACUAAGGUGGAAAUAAAUUGUAAAAAUAUGAUAAAAAUCCCUAGAUUUAGGAAUAAUAGAUUUCUUCUUAAGAUUCUGAAACAGAAAAAAUCAAAAACACUAAGGUUACCAAUGAAAAAAAUCCUGUUGAAAAGAAACAAGUUUAGCAGACUCAGAGAUAGCAAGUAGAAAAUUCCAGCGAGUCCAUAGAUAAUCAAUAAUAGAAUUAAAAAGGAGAAAAGAAAGAGAAUAAGCAAAACUUUAAAAAAGAAGCUAAAGAUGAGGGGGAAAGCUAACAAUAGAAUUAAAAUAAAGAGAAAAAAGAUGGAAAACCUUAGGGAAUAUGUAGGUUAUAUAAAGCUGGUAAAUGUUUUUAUGGUGAUAAAUGCAAAUUUCGUCAUGGAAAAGUUAAAGUAGGUCUUGAAAAACUAUGUAAGCUCUUUUUAGAUUAGGGAAAAUGCAAAUAUGAUAAAAAAUGUCAUUUUGUGCACAUGGCUAUGGAAGAGUGGGAAUAAAAGUAUCGCUAUAGCAAAAAUCCCAACGAAUAGCAGGAUGAAAGCAAUAAUAAGAAUAUCAGCAGUAGUGGUGAUGAUGAUGAUGUUUCUGAUGAAGAGAAGGAAAAGUUUGAAUACAAAAGUAAGAUGCAAAUUAAAAAAGAAAAAGCAGAGCGCUUAGCUCAAGAGCACAAAGCCCAUAAAGAAUUUGUAGCUAAUAUUGACAAGAACUCAACUAAGAAAAAUGUUACUUUCGUAAAUAAUUAGCCUGUUUAAGUUAAAGAUACAAAAGUUCCAGGAGUAGAAUACUUUGAUCCUGAUGACUUUGAUAAGGAUCUUAAAAUGAUGUAACAAGCCUCUCAGGCUUCUAAUGAAGUAGAAGCAGAAAAGAAAGAAAAGCCUUGGUUCGAUAUGGAAAUGAUAGAAGCUUUGAAACAGAAAAAAGAAGUUUAAAAUCCUCGUAAAUUUAAAUCCUGGAUAGACUACUCUAGGACAGAGCAAGGCAAGUUAACAGCUGAGUUGAAUAAUAGAUUAUUAUUUAAAAACGACUAUGCCGGUUUUGUGAAAUCUUUAAACGAUACAUACUCAAGAGACCUUGGGCAAAUCAUGAGAUAGUAUAUGAGUUCCUUCAAAUGGAUUUAAAAAAAUCACAUGUUUGAAAUCUUUUUCACUCCAACAUGCAAAAAAGAGAAUCUUCCUAUUAAUUUUGAUUUAAUUGAAGGCUACUUCCGUUUACGCAUAGCAUUGGAUGUGAAGGGAGCUGGUGCUAACACUUAAUAUCAAAUACUUAAUACAAGUAUCCCUGGAGAAAUCACAGAUUAGCUAGAUGAUCUUUUAAAUAACAUCCAUUAAUCUUAAGGAAAAAGCAUCUUCAGAACUCUUAAAUAUUUUGAUAAUAACAUGGAGAAAGUAUUUGUUGGCGCUUAUGAUUUGAUAAAGCUAUAAAAAGAUAGAGAAGAAGAGGAAGAAAGAUUAAAAAAAGAAGAAGAAGAAAAAUAGAAAUUACGAGAAUAGAAGAAAUUGGAAGAAGGAGACGACUAAGAAAAUAAUGGAGAAGGGGAAGAUGAUAAUGAAGAUGAAGGCGAAGAAGGAGAUUAUUAUGAAGGGGAGGACUAUGAUGAAGAAGAAGAAGAUCCUUACUUUAAUUAAAAUGAUGAAGAAAACAACGAUGACAGUAAUGAUGAAAAAGAAGAGGAAGAAGAGAAGAAAGACCCAACAGCUGAUUUAGAUUUAAACAUGCAUUGCUCUCUAAAAGAUCUCUAAAUGAGAAGAAUUGCUCACCUUAGGGUUUAAAGUUUAGUUGUCUAAGUUAAAUGCAAGUCAUGUAAAUAUGAUACUGAACUAACUCUUUGUAAUUACUUAGAUGGUUCUGGAGAGAGUGUUCUAGUAAAUAAUUUAAUAUGUGUCUCUUGCAAUAGAAUGGCUGCUAUCUACUGCAGCAGGGAAUUCGUUUGCAGUCCAGAUUUAAAUUUAGCAUUCCGUGUUGGCAGCUUUACAUGGCACAUUCUCGAUAUAAGGCAAGUCAGCUAUGUCGUUACUUGUGAAGGUUGUAACAGUACUAAAGUUGUUGAAAACUAUGUUACAGGAACUAAUCACUCCAGUGAUUGCCACUCAUGCUUUAAAAAUCUCUCAUUUAUUUACUUUGGCUUUAACAUAGAAAAGAAGAUAGACCAUGAAUAUUUAGCUAAGAAAAAAUCUAACAAAGUAAAGGAGCCAUCUACAACUACCUCAAUUCGUCCUAAGAAAGUUGGAACCUUCAAAUAAGGAGAACCUCUUCCUAAAAACGGAGCAUGCUCUCACUACAGACAUUCUUGUCGUUUCUUCCGUUUCCCUUGCUGUGGUAAAGCUUUCCCUUGUGAUAUAUGCCAUGACUAGUCUGAAAAGCAUGAAUAAAUUUUGGCAAAAACAAUGAUUUGUGGGUAUUGCAGCAAAGAGCAAAGCAUCAAAUAAGAAUGCAGUGGUUGCUAAAAAUUACUUGUUAGGAUAAAUUCUAAUAGUGGAUACUGGGAAGGAGGUAAAGGUACUAGAAAUCAAUAAUCAAUGAGCAGUAGGGAUAGCCACAAAUUCACUGGAUUGAGUAAAACUGUUUCAAGAAGAAAAAUAAAAAAAGAAAACAUGUAAAAAAAGUGA